This is a messenger RNA of Dichomitus squalens LYAD-421 SS1, 709 nucleotides long. RefSeq lists its product as uncharacterized. Lineage: Eukaryota; Fungi; Basidiomycota; Agaricomycetes; Polyporales; Polyporaceae. The coding region runs from base 14 to 625 and encodes 203 amino acids. The transcript has 5 exons. The record is from RefSeq and is a predicted model, not a curated record.
CGACAGUCCGACCAUGUCUAUCAACAUCAAGGAUACCGUGAAAGCCAUCCGGGAGAUGGUCCCCAUCAUCGACCCAGAGGACGACUACCUCACUAUCGCCGCCGCGGAGGAGCAGAUGGCUCUGAAGCAGGACGCGCGGCAGAAGGAACUGCACGAUGCUCAUGCUAAACUCAAACAGCUUGCCAAGGUGCUCGAAGCUGCGCGCGUAUCCGCCACCCGACCGUCGACCAUCCCCUCUGCGGAAGAGCACGUCGCGCACAUGAACGACCUCGACGCCACACGCCUCUCGCUCGCAAAGGCCAUCAACGACGCCGAGGGCGCUUUAGCAGGCAAGGAGGCGGAGCUCGCGCGACUAAAGGAAGAGACUCGCGUACUGGAGACGUCGGAUCCUGCGGCAGACCACGACCUCGAUGCUACUACGCUGAGGCUUGCGCUGUACAAGGGACUCGGGUUCGAGCCGAUCAUGGACAAGGGCGGGCGGAUGCUUGUUCGCGCAGAGUCGGGAGAUGUCCACUGCCUCACAUUCGACGACCGGAAGAAGUCGGACGAAGAGUAUGCUAACGAGCUUUGGAGGCUCGCGUCCAUGAGGAAGUCUCGGGUUCGUCCUUCGUAUCAUUACCCAUAACUUAUACCCUCCCUUCUUGUCUAUCAUGUCUUGAAACAUCUGUACGCUAGCGAUGUGGAAAUAUAUACAAGUCCUAUAUGAUAC